AUGUCAUCAAUUCGUAUAAAAGUUCAAAUUAAUGAUAAUAAAUCAGUUAAUAAAAAUUCUUCUCGAAAAUCAUCACCAUCAGUAAUAAAAUUUAUUUAUGUACUUAAUUCACCAUCAACUACAACUAUUAAUGAACUAAUACAUUUACUUGAAAAUUAUCUUAUUAGACAAUUUUCAAUUAAAAAUAUUCGAAUAAUUCAAUUAAUGACUGAUGAUGGUUAUAUACUAUCAAAUAAUGAUCUAUGUUCUAUUGUAUUGAACGAUAAUGAUCGAAUUAUUUGUUAUGAUAUGGAACAAUUUGUAGAAGAUAAUUAUUCUACAUUAGAUUUUAAUAAUUUAUGGUCGGAAAUAAAACAAUAUGAUGCAAGUGAUAAUCGUGAAAAAACGAUUCAAAUUGGUUUAAAUAAUCUUGAAAAAUUAUUUAUAAGAAUAUAUGGAAAUUCAGAUGGUUAUGGGCUUUAUAUAUUCAAUAUAUUUGAAUUAAUUAAAAUUGCCAAUGAAAAAUCACAAAAUAAUAUUAUUGGACGUGUAGGUAAUACACAAUGGUUUAUCGAAGCUAAAUGGGAAUAUGAUUUAAAAUCAGAUACAAAUUUAUUUCUUAUAUAUAAUUUAAAAGUUGGUUCAAGUGAACAGAUAUGGUCGAAUAAACUACAUCUUUUACUUGAUGAAUCACGUAUGUGUAUAGAAAAAGGUGAAAUAAUUUGUUUAUCGGAAAUAAAUGAUGAUAAUAUUUUAACUGAACAACAACGUGAAUAUUUAAAUGAGCUUGCAACGAAAAUUCCACCAAUAAAACAAAUCGGUCCACAAAUUGAUGUUAACAAGGAUGCUGAUAAAAAAAUAACUAAACAUGAAUGUGAAGGUGAUUCAUUAGUACGAAUGGCAUACGGUGCUAGAAAUACAGUAACAGCUUAUCAAGAGUCAUAUUCAUCAGAAGAAGGAACAUUUCGUCAACAUUUUGUUAUUACACAUAUAAAUUUUUCUAAAAAAUCCGGUGAUAAACCAAUUUUAGUUACUAAUCUAACUGUUCAUUAUCAAACAAAUGAUGGAUCAUGGUGUGAAUGUGAAGAUAUAGCUAUUGGAUCAAUAACAUUACGUGAUCAAGAACCAUGUUGGUUAGCUGAUUUAGCAUUUGAAAUUGAAUCUGAUAAGUUAGUAUCAUAUGGUAUUAAAGGAUGGAUGCGUGUUCCAGGUAAAGCUGGGAAAGAUAACUUUACACGAAGACGAAUACAUAAAAAUUUACCACAACCAUUUAAACUUAAAAUAAUUCUAACAGAUAAUUCUAAUAAACAAUCAUCAUUAAUUGUUGAACAAUUAAAUAAACCACUUGAUUAUGAUACAUCUGAAUCAUUUCUUAAAUAUAAUCAAUCGUCAAUUAAUAAUUUAUUAGGGUUUAUUUAUGCUGAUGAUUGUGAAAAUGAUGAACGAAUUUUUAUGGGUAUUUAUUUAAAUAAAGAAUCUGAACUUGUCAUUAAUUCACAAAAUUCAUAUAUAACAUUAAAUAGACAAGUAAUUCGUUCAAUGGAAUAUAAAGCAAAACAAGAUAAUACACCUGAAAUCUUAUUUGAUUCAAUUCAUCAUCAAUAUGAGACACAAGAAAAAAAAGCAAUCGCUUUAUUUGAUCCGGAAAAUUUUAUUCUAUAUGCAGUUCGAUUUGAAAUAUCAACAAAAACUUCAAAAACGGAACAAACAGUACUUUUACCAAUAGAACAAAUCAAAUAA
Adineta steineri is the source of this 1719-nucleotide messenger RNA. Lineage: Eukaryota; Metazoa; Rotifera; Eurotatoria; Adinetida; Adinetidae. The record is from the annotation of a GenBank genome assembly.